Otolemur garnettii (small-eared galago) is the source of this 1049-nucleotide messenger RNA. Its product is annotated as N-acetyllactosaminide beta-1,6-N-acetylglucosaminyl-transferase-like. Lineage: Eukaryota; Metazoa; Chordata; Mammalia; Primates; Galagidae. The record is from RefSeq and is a predicted model, not a curated record. The transcript has 2 exons. Gene Ontology annotation, cellular component: membrane. Gene Ontology annotation, molecular function: acetylglucosaminyltransferase activity. Gene Ontology annotation, biological process: transforming growth factor beta receptor signaling pathway. The coding region runs from base 1 to 1035 and encodes 344 amino acids.
AUGGUUGUGACAGGAAAGGAAAUUUUCUUGGAUGAAAAUAUACCAGUGACACCGCUGAGAAAUAGAACUUGCCAACAAUACUUGAUCCAGAAUCACUACAUAAUGGAACCUUUGUCCAGAGAUGAAGCUGAGUUCCCUUUGGCGUAUGUCAUGGCCAUCCACAAGGACUUUGAUACAUUUGAAAGGCUCUUCCGGGCCAUUUACACUCCCCAGAACCUCUACUGUGUUCAUGUGGAUGAGAAAGCCUCAGCUGCUUUCACAGAUGCUGUGGGAAAACUACUGAGCUGCUUCCCAAAUGCCUUUGUGGCUUCUAAGAGGGAGUCUGUGGUCUAUGCAGGAAUCUCCAGGCUCCAGGCUGACCUGAACUGCUUGAAAGACCUUGUCACCUCCAAAGUUCCCUGGAAGUACGCCAUCAACACCUGCGGGCAAGAUUUCCCCCUGAAAACCAACAGGGAAAUAGUUCCGUAUCUGAAAGGAUUUAAAGGCAAAAAUAUCACACCUGGGGGGCUGCCCCCUCCUCGUUUGACCAGGAGGACAAAAUACGUGCACUUGGAGCAGAGUGGGAUGAGAAAAAUGCCUCCUCCUCCUCCUCACAGUCUGACCAUUUACUUUGGCUCUGCCUAUGUGGCCCUUACAAGGGAAUUUGCUAAUUUUGUUCUUCAAGACCAGAGGACCAUUGAUUUACUUGAGUGGUCAAAAGACACCUACUCUCCUGGUGAGCAUUUCGGGGUGACACUCAAUAGGAUUCCAGGUGUCCCUGGCUCUAUGCCAAACGCAUCCUGGUCCGGUAACCUCAGAGCCAUAAAAUGGAGCGACAUGGAAGACAAACACGGAGGCUGCCACGGCCAUUAUGUACAUGGCAUUUGUAUCUAUGGAAACGGAGACUUAAAGUGGCUGGUAAAUUCACGGAGCCUGUUUGCUAACAAGUUCGAACUUAAUACAUAUCCCCUUACCGUGGAAUGCCUAGAACUGAGGCUUCGAGAAAGAACCCUUAAUCAGAGUGAAAUUGCAAUACAACCCCGCUGGUAUUUUUGAUCUAUGACAACUCA